Molecule: messenger RNA, 1329 nt
Organism: Hyposmocoma kahamanoa
Lineage: Eukaryota; Metazoa; Arthropoda; Insecta; Lepidoptera; Cosmopterigidae
Gene: CPR127
Product: cuticle protein 21-like
Exons: 4
Coding region: 1-609 (202 amino acids)
Cellular component (GO): extracellular matrix
Source: RefSeq, a predicted model, not a curated record
AUGUGGCGGUUUCAAUUUUUGCUUUUUAUUGUGGUCAGUGCAAAUGCGAAGCCCGAGGCUGGUCUAUUUGAUCCUGCUUUACAGGCGGGAUAUGCGGACUAUUACAAUGACCGGCCUAGGUAUGCCUUCAAUUAUGGAGUCUCUGACCCUAACACGGGAGAUAUCAAAUCGCAGCACGAAACGAGAGACGGAGACGUUGUUAAGGGUCAAUACUCUCUCGUAGAGCCAGAUGGUUCAGUGCGUACAGUAGACUACACAGCUGAUCCGAUCCACGGAUUUAACGCUGUUGUGUCAAAGAGCGCGCCGAACAUUCACACGCCACCUUUGGGGCCGGCUGUAGCUCCAGCAGUGGCCCCAGUUCCAAUUCCUGUCCCAGUACAGGCCCCUGUGGUGCAACCAGUACUAAGACAACCAGUACCAACUGUUCAGUACUUGAGACCGAUUCCAGUUCCUGUUGAAGUACCUCCCCAAUACUUCACUGACAGUUAUGGGCCGCUAUAUCGACAGGGACCACUUGUGUACCCCAAGGUUGGCCCUUCGCAGUUCCCUGAAUACGACAAUGUCGAGUACGACGGUCCAUACGCUUCACCGACUUUCUACAAAAAAUAAGCAUGUACAAUAUUAACUUAAAGAUUAAUUUAUACGAUAAACUUUGUAAUUAUUAUUAUUUUUUAAUUAAAAUAUAUUUCCUAUAGGAGCUAGCCGGUAUUUUUCAUGAUUAACAAAAUCGUUGUACAUGUAAAUGUUUCAAGUGCCAAUAGAAGAUAUUAUAAUUCGAUACUAUAUGCGUUUGUUUGAAUUUUUUGGUUGAAAGGUGCACGCCUGACAUUGUACUUUUAGCAAAAUUUUUAUAUAGAAAGUUUGCCCCCAUUCGCACAACUUCAAAUUGAUGUUGAUGCUGCUACUGAAAACGUGUGAAGACUUACCUGUACAGGGCCAGAGUGGUGGGCUAUGGCCUUAAUCCUCUCCGUAGAGACACCCGUGCAGAACACUGGGAUCGAGUGCUUUAGAGUUUGCGGGCGUGAGCACAACAACACACGAAAGUUGUAUCGUAAUCCAAUGGAAUAGGUAAUAAAAUGUAUACGAGACAAACGUACAUUCAUUUUUAUGUAUAAAGUCAGAAUGACAAUAUGCGUACCUAUAUUGUAAUGUGCCAGUUUAAAAAAGAUAGCUUAAACAAAUGUUACCUACUCUUCAAACAAGGCUAGCAAUAAUUGCUAGAACAAUCUUAAUACAAGUGAACAAAACUCAUUUCCAUACUUAUAAAAACUUGCUAAAUAAAUAAAUAAAUAAAUAACGCACACACUCAACAUAGCCCCAAAACAUUAU